AUGAAGGAGAUGGGAGGAGAGGCGAAGAUGUAUCACCAGCUCACGGUGGCUCUUCGCAUCCGCCCCAUCAACGAACCGGAGCUUGAUGAAGGAGCCAUUAUCAUUGCACACAAAGUGGAUGACCAGAUGGUGGUCUUGAUGGAUCCGACAGAAGACCCAGAUGACAUCCUCCGAGCGAAUCGAUCUCGCGAGCGGACCUUCAUGUUCGACGUGGUGUUUGAUCACACUGCCUCCCAGGAAGAUGUUUACAUGGCUACCACCAAGGACCUGAUAGAAGGUGUCAUCUCCGGAUAUAAUGCUACUGUCUUUGCGUAUGGACCUACAGGGGCUGGCAAGACAUACACCAUGCUGGGGAUGCACUGUGAGCCUGGAAUCUACAUCCGCACACUCAACGACCUGUUCCGAGCUAUUGAAGCUACCAGUGAGAGCAUGCAGUACAAUGUCUCGAUGUCCUACUUAGAGAUUUACAAUGAAAUGAUCCGCGACCUCUUGAACCCUUCAUCGGGGUUUCUGGAUUUGCGGGAAGAUUCCAAGGGUGGGAUCCAGAUAGCGGGAAUCACGGAAUUCUCAACCAGCAAUGCCAUGGAGAUCAUGCAGCUGCUGACAAAGGGAAACCGACAACGCACGCAGGAGCCCACGGCUGCGAACAGAACCUCGUCUCGCUCCCACGCCGUGCUGCAGGUCACCGUCAAACAGAAGAGCCGGAUAAAGAACAUUAUGGAGGAGAUACGGGUCGGACGCCUCUUCAUGAUCGACCUUGCGGGAUCUGAGAGGGCGUCGCAGACGCAGAACACCGGCAAACGAAUGAAAGAAGGAGCCCACAUUAACCGGUCACUGCUGGCUCUGGGGAACUGCAUCAACGCACUGAGCGAGAAGGGAGCAAACCGAUCGCAGUACGUCAACUACAGAGACAGCAAACUCACCCGUCUGCUCAAGGACUCGCUGGGAGGAAACAGCAGGACGGUUAUGAUUGCUCACAUCAGCCCCGCCAGUGCCUCCUUUGAGGAAUCCAGGAACACCCUGAUCUACGCAGACCGUGCCAAGAACAUUAAAACCAGGGUGAAACGCAACCUGUUGAACAUCUCAUAUCACAUCACCCAAUACACCAACAUCAUCACUGAUCUGAGGAACGAGAUUGAUAGGCUGAAAUCAAAGAUUGAUGAGCAGGGUCCCGAGCGACGGAAAUUGGAAAAGGCCAAUAUCAGGGACAUCCAAGCUGAGGUGCAGCAACACUCGGUGCAGUAUAACCGCGGGGAGAUGGGCCGUCUGCGGGAGCAACUGAUGAGCGCCUUCAGGCAACAGAUGGAGAUCCGCCGCAGCCUCAUGGAGCUGGAGAACACCAACAUGGAGCUUCACAUCGACACCUCCAGGCACUUGCUGACCAUAGCCGACUGGGAAAGAGAGAAAGCCCAUCUCGCUCGGAGGUGGAGGGAGGAGCAGAGGAGGAGCAGAAAAGGAACCGGGACAGACGGAGAUUUGGACACGAGUGAACCUGUGGAGGUCACUGUGGCACGGGAGGAAAUCGCCAUGCUUUUGGCUGAACAAAGAAAAACUGCCGUCCUUAAGUCUGAGCUGGAACAGAAACUAGGAGACACCAAGGUGAAGGUCUCCAAGAUGGAGGACUUGCUGCCCAAGUGGAUCAGCAGUGAGGACCAGCAGGAGAUCCUGAGCUUACUCUGCAAGGUUCACGAGCUGGAGGUGGAGAACACCGAGAUCCAGUCCACAGCCCUGCGGAAAGAGAACAUCCUGCAACAGAAGGACUUUGUUAUCCAGCGAUACGAGCAGCACAGAACACUCUGCGAUGAGAUUAUACAGCAACAGAGGCAGCUGAUAGAGGAUCACAACCUGCAGGUUCCUCGGCAGCUACAGGAGCUCUACGCCAUCUAUUUCCAAGAGAUGGAAGAGGGGACCCUGGAGAGUUUGUCCACCCUCCACACCAUCACCGCAAACACACUGAGGGAUGGUACGAUCCUGAAUGUUGCCCGCCAGCUAAACCUGGGGGAAUAUGUGGUGGCAAUGGAUAGCAGUAAAGAAGACAUAAGACCAAAAAUGGUUGUGCAUGAGAAUAAGAAACUGCUUCAUCCACGGGCAAAGGACUCGCUACCUCCCAUCCUCUCCGAACACGAUGGUGACACCAACAAAGUGUUUAAAGCCACCGCCCAGUCACGCUACAUGAAACAGUUGCCAACGCUAACACCACCUCCUAUCCGUCUGCCUGGACCUCUGUUCCUCCAGAAGCAGAAUCUGCUCGGCCUGAAGGACCGCAGCCGGAGUCGGCUAUCCAGCACUCCGUCGGAGACGGACAGCAGCAAGUCAGAAUUGGUUCACAGCCUGAACAAGCCACAGGGCUCCGGCAAACUGGAGGAGAUUGCCACCGGCACAAAGAGCAUAUCCGUCAUAGCAGCCAAGCGGCGUUCCAAAGCACAGGCCCUGCCGCUGGAGUCUACAGUGAUGGCCUUGAAGGAGAAAGAGAGGAACACCGCGUCCGUCCAUUCCCUCGAGGAGACCGAGAAGGAGAAUCGGGGCCGGGGGGUAAUCCUGAAGAAAAACACCUUAAACUCGGAAAUAUCGUCCGUGGCGAAUUUUGAUGACCUCUCGACGGAGACGGGGGUGAUUGACCUCAGCAACCACCAGGGGUCCAGCCACCCCCUGACCCCGCGUGGAGGCCGGGCCAAUGUUAAAGGACUGAGGAAGCCCGAGCCCAGGGAGGAUUCCACUGAGAUGAGCCUGAGGAAGAAACGAUCGCGAUCUUUUGAAGUUAACUCGCAAGGGCUCCCCAGACUCAGACAAAACCCCUCCCGGCCUCACAAUCUCAAGAGUAUUUCUGACCACAGGUUUGCGGUUGCCCCACGCCUUUUCCAGAAUUCCAACCAUUACCUGCAGCCCAAGAUCGUCACCGGAGACACAGGCAAGCUCUCUGACGGGACAAUGCCCCCGGCAAACAAAGUCAAGUUCCCACUGAGCCAUCAUUCAGGCGAGAGUCCUUUACAGAAGCUGGAAGUGGGCAAUACUCCACCGAGCACCAUCCAGCAGAGACACUCCGAGGGAAACAAGGGGCUGGUCUUACACAAACGAAUCAAAGGCCCAGGUGAUGGCGUGCACACACAGCAGCUCCUAGCACAUCCCAGUAGCUUCAAGAAGGGAAUUGCCUUGGGUUUCCGGACCUGUGGAGUGACGGGGACAAACCUACACAACACGAUGAUGAAGGGAGAUGUCAGGUACAGAAAGUGAUGAGCGCUAAGUAGAAACCCUUUGGGUAUCACUCUCCCGAACGAUCUUUGAAACGAGACGAAAAUCAUUAUGGACAAUAAGCUCCUGGAAUCCAGGAAGAACAUCGCAGCCGGUCAUUCUCCAGCCCAACAUAUACCAUCAAAUUCCAAAGGAAAGCAAAAUGUCCGGUCAUGGUUUCCUUUUGCUUGCAAAAAACAAUCUCUCCAGUUGCUAUUAAAAGGGAACUUAGUGCUAUUAAGAAGCAGAUUGUGCUCUUGAACAUGACAAGCAAUACCACAAGAUCCUAAGAGAUCUGGAACAGUGAUAAGAGGAUUUAUAGACUUUUAUGACGCAUGGUGGUACAGUAUAUGCACAUAUGUACUUACUUGUACAUUAAAAAGGCUCGAUCCUUUUGAGAGCAGAAGGAAGGAAUUAAGAAAAGGCGACAGACAGAACUCUGUGAUUGGGCUGGAACUGAAUCAAAUGUCAACAGCUUUCUAAAUAUGCACAUUUGUAUCAUAUAAUCACCAUUUGAAAUAUUUUGUAAAUUUCUAAAUACCACAAUUACUUGCAGAAUUAAAGACCUGUACCAAACUAUUUGCUUUUAUAAUUAUAAUUUAGAAUCUGUUUAAGAGAUACCUAUCUUGUCUAUGUUUAAACUUAUGAUGGCAUUCAGAGAGGAGAGGAAAGUGGCUGAUAAUGCAGAUUUCAUCUGGUUUGUUGGCAACUGAAAAUUAUAAGUUCAAUACUAUUAAUAGUGCUAUAUGUGCUGUGUAAAAUUUAGAACCAAGUUACGCGGGAGUGUUAAGUUAUAUCUGCUAAUAGACUGGUGUGAGUGGCUCUACUGUUUUGUAUAAACUUACUGAUGAUGACCCAGCAACACAGAUCCACUGUGAGAGGAAGAAAGAAGAAGGAACUUGGCUAAAUGUCUCAAAACGCUUCACAGUAACCCUUCAAAAUAAUCACGCGUGACUCACGAUGCUGGCUGCGAGCUCCACUGUUGAACAACACAUCGUGGUGGUGCCUUUUCUGUUUGUGCAGCCUGGCUGGCUCGGUCGGAAGCACUCUUGCCUCCGAGUCGGAGGGUUUUGUGCCCCGCAUCGGGAUUUGGAGCUCAU
Molecule: messenger RNA, 4328 nt
Organism: Callorhinchus milii (elephant shark)
Lineage: Eukaryota; Metazoa; Chordata; Chondrichthyes; Chimaeriformes; Callorhinchidae
Product: kinesin-like protein KIF19
Exons: 23
Coding region: 1-3231 (1076 amino acids)
Biological process (GO): microtubule-based movement
Molecular function (GO): ATP binding; microtubule binding; microtubule motor activity
Source: RefSeq, a predicted model, not a curated record